Molecule: messenger RNA, 804 nt
Organism: Aureobasidium namibiae CBS 147.97
Lineage: Eukaryota; Fungi; Ascomycota; Dothideomycetes; Dothideales; Saccotheciaceae
Exons: 1
Coding region: 1-804 (267 amino acids)
Source: RefSeq, a predicted model, not a curated record
AUGUCCAUCAACCUUGAUGUGGACAUGGAAGAUGCCCCGCCGGGUGGGCCUCGCGAGUUUACAGUUCCAGAUCCCCCACAGAAACCCGGUUUCAUACAUGGAGUCGACAACGUCCAUUGGUCUCAAUCUUCCAGAAGAUUAGCCGCGCAGCUCAAUCAUGACAAGACUGGGUUUGAUGUCAAGCUCUAUGAUCCCUCAGAUCCUACUGCGCGUGGGCUUGAUCCUAGCAUAUCUCCAUGGUAUAGACUUGGACCUCCUAGCAAUAUUCCCGACUACCCUCCCCUGCUCGAGAAGUACAGUGUACAGAUGUUAGAGGCUGCUGGAUUUCUUAACCACGAUACUGGUUUCGACAUCGCCAAGAUCAAUGGACGCCUAGCAUUCGCACCCUGGAGAAACUAUCACCGGGAUCCUGACCUUCAAAUAAGGAUUCAUCCGGUGCUGAGACGAGACAAAUGGCUCGGUAUCACAGACUACCAGUACUCCCUCAUGCUCCCAUCUCUACUAUUAGCAUCGGCCAUUUUGGACGACCCGAUUACAUUGAACUACUUCUGUGCUCUUUCCAGACCGUCUGCCGAUAUGAAGACCGUAAAACAUGUGUCCGCUGGUCUAACGGCUGAUUGUAAAAUAAUGGAAAUACCAGCCACAUUGAGUUAUAAUGAUCAGCAAGAAACAUAUAAUAAAUUCAUUCUCAUGACGACUUACCUGGAGAGUUGGUCGUUUGAAGAUGUGGCCGGUCCAAUUUUCGGUCUCACUGGGAGAACCCUAGGCGUGUUUGGCCAGCCCGAACGUGCGUCGAAAUUGUGA